AGCAAAUUUACUUACUAUACUGAACACUUUCAUAAUUAAAAAUGAAAGUUAUUUUCGGUGUAAUGGUACUAUGUACAGUAAAAUCUUAUAUUAUACAAGCAUCACCAAUGAUUCACAAAAAUGUUGAAUUAGGCGAAAGCUUGCCAACGAAUGAAGAUCAGGAAAUCACAGCAUUCAACGGUUACAUUCCUACUGCUGGAAUUGGUAUCCAUAAAUAUCAUAACGCUCAAAGGCAAAGCUGGAAUGAUGCUCGAAAAACUUGUCUAAACGAAGGAGGACAUUUAGCUGUUAUCAAUUCAGUUGCAGAAGAGUCACUGAUUAUAAAGUAUAUGAACAUAACUGGCAACAUAUCUGUAGAUCAAUUCUGGAUUGGUAUCCACGAGCUCUUCAAAAAAGACGAGUGGAUAUCGGUAAAAGAUGAGAGAUUGGAUGCGAUCGGUUACACGCAUUGGAUGGCAGGUCAACCUGAUGGCACUCCGAACGAACAUUGUUUGACUAUUACUCCGCAUGGCAUGAAUGAUUUCGUUUGCGACCACCCAUUAUAUUUUGUGUGUGAACUGUAGUUCCAAUGUUUCUGUAUAUUUAUUUUUUUUAAACUACCGCGUAAUAAAGUGUUACAUUUAUUUUUUAUAUGGUAAUUGUCAUCGAUCUGAUUAUUACAAUUAUUAUAUAAUCAAAUAAUUCAAACAGCUGUGCGUAAUCUUUUAGCUGAUUAAAUAUGUUUUCCUCUUAAAUAUAAAUAAUUGUCGUAGAUAUAGUAAUCAUUAAAUAUCAAAUUUGUAGUUUUUUUGUUUAUCACUUUUUGUAACAUAUUCUUGGAAUCAUGGAAUGGUAGUGAUUAAUUUCACCAUUCGAACUACCUCAUUUGGAAAAAUGCACAAAAAAGACAGUAACUUAUCUGGAUAAUCAAACUUAUAAAUUAUUUUUUUUCACUACAAGCGAGUAUUAAUAAAAAUAUUUUACACUUGAGCUUGUUGAGAAUGAGUUUACCUUUGUGUUACGUCAUUGCUUCAAUGUCAGACCAGAAAUGCCUCGACUAUUUCACGAGCUUUUUUUUCAUAAUUUAAAUGGAUCUUUUAUGCCUAAAGGCGAAGGUUUGUAUGAUAACAUGAGCAAUUUUCAAACAUUGUGCAUCAGAAUUCAACGACGAAACAUCUUAGGCAUAAAUUCACGCGAGACUGUUACGUUUUUCACUUUGGGAUUUUUGAGUUGUGAGAGCGUGAGGCUGCAUGUCAGCUGUUGAAACAAUUAAAUGAAAUAUCUGUAUGAACG
Phymastichus coffea is the source of this 1272-nucleotide messenger RNA. RefSeq names its product hemolymph lipopolysaccharide-binding protein-like. Bases 42 to 563 code for a protein of 173 amino acids. The record is from RefSeq and is a predicted model, not a curated record. The transcript is spliced from 3 exons. Gene Ontology annotation, molecular function: signaling receptor activity. Lineage: Eukaryota; Metazoa; Arthropoda; Insecta; Hymenoptera; Eulophidae.